This is a messenger RNA of Sander lucioperca (pikeperch), 3797 nucleotides long. RefSeq names its product ankyrin repeat domain-containing protein 13C. The coding region runs from base 358 to 1941 and encodes 527 amino acids. The record is from RefSeq and is a predicted model, not a curated record. The transcript is spliced from 13 exons. Gene Ontology annotation, molecular function: protein binding. Lineage: Eukaryota; Metazoa; Chordata; Actinopteri; Perciformes; Percidae. Gene Ontology annotation, cellular component: cytoplasm.
ACGAGGCGGAAGAUAUCAGCCGAAUCUUCCGUACUAGUCUACUGCAUGGAUGUAUUAAGAGAACGGUCUCCUGAAGCUGCUUAUGUUGUGCAGCAACCAGCGACAGUUUUGAACGAUAGGUGGAGACUUAAGUGUUUGUUUUCAUAGUAAACCGGUGAACGGAAGCCGCUACUUGUUCGUCUUUGAAAACACUGUCGUUUGUGCUUGUCCGGUGGAGGAUUAAGUGUGUUUAGCUACAUGUUGUGCAGUUUACAGUGUUUGCGUGAAUACAUCCAACUGGCGAAUCGCAUCAAUUCGCCCGGAGGGUCAUCGUCAGCGACGACACCCUCUGCUCCGUCAGCGUCAACUGUUUAGAAAAUGACCGGAGAGAAGAUCCGCUCCCUGCGCAAGGAUCACAGGCCGAGCAAGGACGAGGAUUUACUAGAGCCGGACGAGGAGGCUGCAACCGGGACGUUCACCGCCUCCAAGACGAACAACAAGAGCAGAGCGAGUAAAAUCUUCAGCAAUCACAAGUUAAUCAAGUCUUCAUCCACACAGCAGCAGCAGCAGCAGCAUAACCAGCAGUCGCAGGUUAAUGCUAACACCAACACACUGUCAACAUCGGAUGUCAUCGAUGACAACAACAAAAACCCCAUCAUCCGAACCGGGCAGGACUUUCCGGUGCAUGAAUGUGUGUUUAAAGGAGAUGUCCGACGCCUGUCUUCACUCAUACGGACGCAGAAUAUCGCCCAGAAAGACGUCCAUGGAAACACACCAUUGCAUCUCGCCGUCAUGAUGGGGCACAAAGAGUGUGCCCACCUGUUGCUGGCCCACAAUGCACCGGUGAAGGUGAAGAACGCUCAGGGAUGGAGCCCCCUUGCUGAGGCCAUUAGCUACGGAGACCGACAAAUGAUCACAGCUCUGCUGAGGAAGCUGAAGCAACAGUCCAGGGAGACUGUGGAGGACAAGAGGCCCAAGCUGCUGAAAGCCCUGAAAGAACUUGGAGACUUUUACUUGGAGCUUCACUGGGACUUCCAAAGUUGGGUGCCUUUGCUCUCCAGAAUCCUGCCUUCAGAUGCCUGUAAGAUCUACAAGCAGGGCCUCAACAUCAGAUUGGACACUACCCUGAUAGACUUCACAGACAUGAAGUGUCAGCGCGGGGACCUCAGUUUCAUCUUCAACGGCAAUGCCAUCCCCUCCGAGUCUUUUGUUGUGCUGGACAACGAACAGAAAGUCUACCAGCGGAUACACCAUGAGGAAUCAGAGAUGGAGACAGAGGAGGAAGUGGACAUUCUGAUGAGCAGUGAUGUGUACUCCGCCACGCUAUCCACCAAGUCCAUCACCUUUUCCAGGGCGCAGACCGGCUGGCUGUUCAGAGAGGACAAGACGGAGCGCGUGGGAAACUUUCUGGCAGAUUUCUACUCUGUGAACGGCCUGGUGCUCGAGUCCAGGAAGAGACGGGAGCAUCUGAGCGAGGAGGAUAUCUUGAGGAACAAAGCCAUCAUGGAGAGCCUGAGCAAAGGAGGAAAUCUCAUAGAGCAGAACUUUGAGCCGGCGAGGAGGCAAUCUCUAACUGCCCCUUCACCCAACACUAUAUCCUGGGUAGAAUACAUCACUGCUGACAAUGGAAAAGCUCCUCAUCUCGGAAGAGAGCUGGUCUGCAAAGAGAGCAAGAAAAACUUCAAAGCCACAAUAGCCAUGAGUCAAGACUUCCCUCUGGGCAUCGAAUCGUUAUUGAAUGUUCUGGAAGUGAUUGCACCCUUCAAGCACUUUAAUAAACUCCGGGAGUUUGUUCAGAUGAAGCUCCCCCCUGGCUUUCCUGUCAAACUGGACAUCCCUGUCUUCCCUACGAUCACAGCCACCGUGACAUUUCAGGAGUUUCGAUAUGAUGAGUUUGAUCAAUCUAUUUUUACCAUUCCCAACGACUAUAAAGAAGACCCAAGCCGCUUCCCUGACCUUUAACCUCUCGAGCUGGAACAGGAAACAAACGUGCAGCAAGACAACAUUAUGCUACAAAACAUACAUUUCGAAUUACAAAAGAAAAAAUGGAGGGGAAAAAACGGCAGUAAUUGUUUCUUGACAGUUUAUGGAUUUCCAUCGCCCAUCCCAACCCUGAACACAAACCGCACGACGACCCAAAUUGACAUACAGGACUAAAAUGGCGUCAUCAGAGCUGAAGGAGGCCAACUGUAACAGAGAGGUCGACAUCUCUUCAUAAUAACAAAGUGUUUGGAAGCUCUUAGAUUGGGUUAAAUCCAGCAGCCAAGGCCGAAAGUGCAACUAGCUUGGAGCUGAGAGUCUGAACCUCUCAUCAGUGAGAGGGCAUUGAAGUUAAAAUGAGUGACAGCGGAGUCGGUGAGUUUUCUGUAUAUGGGCUAUGAGUAGAAGAUAAACAACCAGUUCAGUCGAUACUAUGUAUUUAAGUAUGUAAGUAAUGUUUAUAAAGGGAAUGUGUUUAACUUACCUGUAGUAAAGCACUGAUAUUACUGUGGGAGAAAUUCCACAAAAAAUUAAUUUUUUGGUGUCACUUAAAAUUCGCAAUACUAAAAACCAGUUUUGGAAAAUGCAGUUCUGGAAGUUGCGUCUUGUUUAGGUCAGUUUUUGUAGAAUUCCUUAAAGUGCGCGUGUGUGUGUAAAAUUGAUUUUUAUGGGCAUGGAGUAGCAUCACUGAGCGUUCACGCACUAUUUAGAUCCACUACAGCCACUUGACAUUCAGUUCAGAGUUUAUAAACACUCAUUUUGUGAUACUCAACUCUUAAUCCUGCAUUUGAAAAUGUAUAGUUUCAUCGAGGCAAAGCUAGAAAUGCUGGUGUUUUUACGGUACCACAAAGUUUUCUCUUAGUUGUUUGGAGUGGCAGCACGUGUAAGUAAUGAUGUCUUUUGUUUCAUACUACACCUUUGUAAACGAUGUAACAAACUGUACAAUCGUGCUGAAAGAAGAAAUCUGGGGAUUGUAUAGGAAGUAGAUAUUAGGGAAUGAAUGACUGACUACAACAGUCAUGCCAUUUUUACACUAUAACAAGAACCAGGCUUUCCCCCUGCACAGAAUGUAUAUACAUGUUUUAUGAGCUUUUGUCUUUUAUGUUCUCUUUUCUUAUUAUUUGUGCUGAUGAGUUUAAGAUGCCCUCUGCAAGAGGAAGAGUUGUGGAUUUUUUUUAAUGUAUCAUCACAAGUUAAUUGAGAGUUUGUUGAUUUGUAACACGGUGGAAGUUGCUAUUUUUGUACAUACUUGUAAUGUUUUAAAGGAAAAAUGAAUCUAAUAAUUCUUCUGUCAUUAUUUCCCGACUAUAUCUGAUAAACCUUUUGAACCUCCUCCAGAUGUGUUAAACCAACAAUCACCUCUACAGGGUGAAAAGCACAAAGCACCAAGCUUCCUCCUGAAAUUAAGUCCAGGUGUUGACUGGAGGCUGGAAAUGAUAAACUCUUAGGUGUUGUGCUCAUGUUUGUUCGUUAACUUGCCUGGCUGCUACUGGACUUUAAAAUCAAAGUGUACUACACAGAUUUGGUGGCUCAAAGUGUUGUUAAAUCAAUUAGUUUUUUUUUACAUCUAUAUUCAGUAUCAGUAUAACCAAAUACAGUACAUUUAAUUUUUCAAAUUACAUUCCUCCUUACGGCAAGUGCAGCUAACGUUAUUGGAAGUGUGCCUCCUCACUGUCAACUCUCCAUUUUAUUUCAUGCUCCUUCCUGUUUUCAGCUGCUUCAAUUUUCUAUGUUUUCAGUAGGGAAUUCAUCUACAUGUCCGUUGUACAGCAAAAACUGUUGUAUAAGUCUGCGACACUAUUUUCAUAUAAAAUGUAUUAAAAUAAAAAUUCCACAUA